UCUCUCCCUAUCUGAAGUCCGCCGGCCACGCACACCGGCCUUCUCUCCGCGACAGGGCAGGUAUUCCUGCGCGCUCCGGGUCCUGCUCGGAGGCUACAGCUGUGAACGUGUAACCAUGACAACUGCGCUCUGAUUGGCGCGUCUGGCACGGGAAUUAACGGGGGCAUCGUCCAAUCUGAGGCGAGGAAGCGCUGCGCGCUGGCAGAACCUCGUGAUAACCCAAGCACAGUGAUGUGAAAGUGGCAACGUGAGGUGAACCCGGAGGAAAACAUUGGAGCCGAAAAAACAAAGCACGAUCUGAGAGGAGUUAUUUCAAAUAAAAACAGAAUGAUGAGGUUUCAGCAGAAAAACAUGGCUGGUUUGUUCCUGAGCCGGCGCAGCUGAGACCCCGCACCCUCCUCCUUCCUCUCCUUUCUGGAUUGUGGAUUGUGACAGCUAGGAGACCAACACCGAGCCGGACCAGGACCAUAUCUGUUCAUGAGGAAUUGUUCCGCUGCUUGUUUUUAAUUUGAGUUCUCCAAGUUUUCGCCUGGCAGCGCCCCUCCCGGAGCCAAGACGUUGCUCCGCGUAGACCCGGGUUGCCCCAGUCCGAGCAGCGCAGUCCGGGAAGUGGGAAGGUCGGCCCUCGGCGUCUCACAGGCCGGCAACAUGAUGGUCCACUGCGCCGGGUGCGAGCGGCCCAUCCUGGACCGCUUCCUCCUCAACGUGCUGGACCGAGCCUGGCACGCCAAGUGCGUGCAGUGCUGCGAGUGCAGCUGCAACCUGACCGAGAAGUGCUUCUCCCGGGACGGAAAGCUCUAUUGCAAAAUGGACUUUUUCAGGCGCUUUGGCACCAAAUGCGCGGGCUGCCUGCAGGGAAUCUCUCCGAACGACCUGGUGCGCAAGGCCCGCAGCAAGGUGUUCCACCUGAACUGCUUCACCUGCAUGGUGUGUAACAAGCAGUUGUCCACGGGAGAGGAGCUCUACGUCAUCGACGAGAACAAGUUUGUGUGCAAAGAAGAUUACCUGAGCUCCGGGGCCAUCAAGGAGGUCAGCCUGAACUCAGUGUCGUCGUGCACGGACAGGAGUUUAUCUCCGGAUCUGCAGGACCCGAUACAGGACGACAUAAAAGAGACGGACAAUUCCACCUCCUCGGAUAAGGAAACGAACAAUAUUGAGAACGAGGAGCAGAACUCGGGGACCAAACGGCGGGGGCCCCGGACCACCAUCAAGGCCAAGCAGCUGGAAACGUUAAAGGCGGCGUUUGUCGCCACGCCAAAGCCGACCCGACACAUCCGGGAGCAGCUGGCGCAGGAGACGGGGCUGAACAUGCGCGUCAUCCAGGUUUGGUUCCAGAACAGAAGAUCCAAAGAGCGGCGGAUGAAGCAGCUGAGUGCUCUGGGGGCCCGGCGCCACGCCUUCUUCAGGGGCCCCAGGAGGAUGAGGCCUCUAGGAGGACGGCUGGAGGAUCCAGACAUUUUAGGACCAGGGGCUUACGGCUACUACGGAGAAUACCAAGGUGACUAUUACGGACCAGGGACUAACUACGACUUCUUCCCGCAUGGCCCUCCAUCCUCACAGGCCCAGUCUCCAGCCGAGUCCCCCUACAUGCUAGGCUCCGGACCCGGAGCCAUAGAGGGGUCGGGUCAUCACCCGUCAGACGACCAAAGGUACACGGACAUGAUCUCUCAUGCGGAAACCCCUAGCCCUGAGCCGGGCUUACCGAGCUCUCUCCAGCCAGUCCCCGGAGACGCAUACGGGGGUGGACCUAGUCCUCCUUUCUCCUUGGCCAGUAACUCCAGCUACAGCGCCCCGAUGUCCCACCAGGGCCAGGAGAUGGGAGAAACCACCGCCUGGUAAAAGGACAAAACACAGGGACCACCCGUCCCUGGGCUGAAUGUCUGCCUACCUAAUUCAGGAUUUGAAUCAAAACAAAACAAACAUCUAGAGACGAGAAGUUAAGAUUUUUACAGAGAACCUUUUAAGAUUACGGACUAGUUUUCACCAACAGAAUCCAGAAUGGGAAAGCUUGCAGGAAAAAUGCUGCAGGACAAAGUUACUCCAUCCAGUCGCCUUCCCCUUAAUGCUAAAGGCAUCGUCAGAGGCUCUAGAAGACAUUAGUGAACCAAAGGGGACAAGUCUUUUUCCCACCAUGUGUUCAACAGCAUUGCUUCAAAGCAAUAUUAGUCUUGGUUCUGUUAUGGUUGAUCCACCUGCUUUAAUAUUCUCACAUCUGUUGCAUUCCAGGGGGUGUGUUUUUAAUCUGGUUUUAAACAUUGUCUCACGUAAGAAAAUAUGUCAAAUCAAAGGUGGCUGCUUGACAGACACGCGCUGACUUUCCCUCGCACACAUCCCCGCUCCGAGUCCCUUAAUGCACAAAAAGUGUUCUUGAUCAUAGCUUGAAAGAAGGAUGUCUACACUAUUAUUCAAAACACGAACACAAUUAUACAGACACUUGUACCCUCCCACGCACACACACACACCCGCACACACACACACGCCUCACACCCAUCGAGGCGGCCCUGAUAGUUCUGCUCCGCUCACUGCUUCACCUGACCUUCCUUUUGUUACUGUCCCUUUUAAAAAAACAUGUUUUAAUGGAAAUGAUUUUCAAAAGAACAUUGAACCCAUAAUGGAGAAUGUCCUUCAGCAGCUGAGGUCUCCUUCCUCUAAAGGCAGAAAACAAAAGAGGGGGCAGACAACAUCUGUGACAUUACGGCUGUCUGCUCUGAAGCACUCGCUGCCAUCUAGUGGCCACUUUUCCACACAUGAACCAAAACCAAGCAGAGUCCGGCUGAAUUUUCCAUUUUCUGAAAUGAGUCGGGGUCAAGCUUCAUCGAGGCUUCUGUUUUGUUUUGUUUUUUAAACUCAGCAUCAAAUGAAGUCUUAUUUUCAGCAUUUCUUUUGGCGCCGUCUCGUCACACAAAGCACAUCUCACACCAACUUAGCUCUACUUGAAAUCUUGCUUUGAGAUCGUUUGUCUUUCCUUUGAACAUUUUAUAAAAUCUAGAAAGAAUGUGUCUUAUCUUCAGCGUACCCAAAUGUGCUGGGAUACGGACGAGUGUGUGUGUGCGCGUGUGUGUGUGCGUGUGUGUGUGUGUGUGUGUGUGUGUGUGUGUGUGUGUGUGUGUGUGUGUGUGUGUGUGUGUGUGUGUGUG
Messenger RNA from Nothobranchius furzeri (turquoise killifish), 3137 nucleotides. It is a transcript of the gene lhx5, whose product is annotated as LIM homeobox 5. The record is from RefSeq and is a predicted model, not a curated record. NCBI's taxonomy places the organism in Eukaryota, Metazoa, Chordata, Actinopteri, Cyprinodontiformes, Nothobranchiidae. Gene Ontology annotation, molecular function: zinc ion binding; RNA polymerase II transcription regulatory region sequence-specific DNA binding; DNA-binding transcription factor activity, RNA polymerase II-specific. Gene Ontology annotation, cellular component: nucleus. Gene Ontology annotation, biological process: regulation of transcription by RNA polymerase II; neuron differentiation.